UCUCCUCUUCCUCCCGACUCGCGCAUCCCGCCCCUCCUCUAUGCCGCCACCACCCAAACCCUAACCCUAGCUGCUCCCCACGCAGUCGCCGUUGUCGUCUCCUUCUCCCAGCCUGCCAGAUCCCCGUCGUCCACUUCUCCGGCGUCGUCGCCGUCGUCCUCGCGUGCACACGGCAGGAGGAGCGUGGCCCUCCUCUCACCGUCAUUCCUCGGGUGUAGCCGCGCCUGUCCUCGUACCGCGUCUCCACUCCUCCUCCACGCCGGCGGCGGCACCCGUCCUCCUCCCUCCCCUCUCCAGGUGGCUGGGACUGUCCUCGAGGUCGACCAUGGAGGCCCUUUUUGUGCUGGAGCAGGAGCUCGUCCGGGACCCGCACCAUGGCAUGCUUGCCGCCGUCCUCGGCAGCAAGCAGGCGGCCGAGGACGCCAUCCUCUACAGCUACAUGUACGGCUUUUCCGGCUUCGCCGCCGUGCUCACCAACGCGCAGGUGGCGCAGCUCUCCGAUUUGCGUGGGGUUGUGCGGGUGGUUCGGAACCGGGUGCUUGAUGUGCACACCACCAGGAGCUGGGACUUCAUGCGGGUGAACCCAUCGCCAGCUGGCGGGAGCAGAAUCCUCUCUGGCAGCAGGUUCGGGGAGGAAUCCAUCAUCGGUGUGCUAGACACAGGGAUAUGGCCGGAGUCAGCCAGCAUUAGAGACGACGGCAUCGGCGCGAGGUUCCAUGGCGGUGGAAAGGGCAAUGCGUCGCCGGAGAAAGGUUCAAUUCUUCCAACUGCAACAGAUUUACUAUGGAGUUCGAAAUCGCGAACAUCUGACUAAAAAGUAUAGUACUGGUCUAUUCUCGGCCUAUCUAGAACAAAAGAAGCAUAGACGAACAUGUUAAGCUAUUUGGCAGGAAGGAAGGAGGCAAGUGUUCAAACCUACGUCGUUACGAAGGACGAGCCGUUGGUAGUCGUCCAAGCCAGCAAUUUUGGUGUGUUCAGGGUGAAGGUGCCAUUCAAGGCUCUUCUCAAGGUGUUGGAAGUAUCCCUCACCCAAAAGAACAUGCAGAGGGUACUUCUCUUUCAGUUGUGCGAUGUCCACUUCUUUCCCCUUUGUAAAUAACUGUAGCAGGAUGAACCAGAAAAAAACAGCAAGUACAAACCAAAGGAUGUAGUCAUGUAGAGUUGUCAACGAAA
This is a messenger RNA of Aegilops tauschii subsp. strangulata, 1173 nucleotides long. RefSeq names its product subtilisin-like protease SBT3.3. Gene Ontology annotation, molecular function: serine-type endopeptidase activity. The record is from RefSeq and is a predicted model, not a curated record. NCBI's taxonomy places the organism in Eukaryota, Viridiplantae, Streptophyta, Magnoliopsida, Poales, Poaceae. Gene Ontology annotation, biological process: proteolysis.